AUGAUUUACCUGGAUUAUCAAUCGAUGACAAACCUUUAUGAAAGGAGACGGACAUGGCAUGUGGCUGGUUCGAACAAGGGCGAGGGAUCUUCAAGAUCGUCGUCAGUGCCAACAAAGGUAUGGCAACCAGGAGUCGACAACAUUAAAAAGGGAGAAAAGCUUCAAUGUGAUCCAUCUGCUUAUAAUUAUCUUCAUGCUUUUCAUGUCGGCUGGCCUUGUUUGAGUUUUGACAUACUGCGUGAUAAACAUGGACUGAUUCGAACUGAGUUUCCACACACAGUUUAUUGCAUUGCUGGAACUCAGGCAAAGGAAGCUUCAUCUAAUUACAUUGGGAUCUAUAAGAUUUCUAAUAUAUCUGGGAAAAGGCGGGAUUUGGUUCCCAAAUCAAUUGAUGAAGACGAAGACAGUGAUAGUGAUAGUGACAAAGAGGAUGAAAAAGAGGGUGGUGGAUCUGGGGCACCAGUCUUGCAGACUCAAAGUGUUCUUUUUAUGAAACUGCAGCUAAGCAAGAUUUCUCAUGAAGGUUGUAUUAAUCGUAUUCGCGCCAUGCCCCAAAACCCUAAUAUUUGUGUAACUUGGUCAGAUACGGGUCAUGUUGAGAUUUGGUACUUUGUGAAUCAUCUAAAAGCUUUGGCCGAGUCUGAAGAAGACAUAAGCGGAGGUGCUUUGCCAGCUUCUUCUACUCAGGCUCCAUUGGUUAAUUUUGGUGGCCACAAAGAGGAAGGAUAUGCCAUAGAUUGGAGUCCUCUUGUUCCUGGAAGGCUUGUAUCUGGUGACUGCAACAACUGUAUUCAUUUGUGGGAACCUGCUUCUGAAACAACAUGGAAUGUCGGUUCUAAUUCAUUUAUUGGGCACAUCGCAAGUGUUGAAGAUCUACAAUGGAGUCCCACUGAACCUCAUGUUUUUGCUUCUUGCUCGGCAGACAAAAAUAUAGCAAUUUGGGACAUUCGGUUAGGGAAGAAACCGGCAGCUAUAAUAAAGGCACAUAAUGCAGAUGUUAAUGUGAUAUCAUGGAAUAGGCUGGCUAGUUGCAUGCUGGCAUCUGGAAGUGAUGAUGGUACAUUUUCAAUUCGCGAUCUAAGAUUGCUCAAGGAUGGAGAUUCAGUUGUGGCUCACUUUGAAUAUCAUAAACAUCCGAUCACAUCUAUUGAAUGGAGUCCGCAUGAAGCCUCUACUUUGGCAGUUUCAUCUUUGGACAAUCAACUGACAAUAUGGGACCUUUCUUUAGAAAAAGACGAAGAAGAGGAAGCAGAAUUCAAAGCUAAAACGCAGGAGCAAGUAAAUGCACCUAGUGAUUUACCACCACAGCUUCUAUUUGUUCAUCAGGGGCAAAAAUCUUUGAAAGAACUCCAUUGGCAUUCACAGAUCCCCGGAAUGAUCAUAUCUACUGCUGCAGAUGGUUUUAACAUCUUGAUGCCUUCAAAUAUAGAGACUGCCCUUCCUCCUGCAGCUGCCAAUUCUUGA
Molecule: messenger RNA, 1464 nt
Organism: Impatiens glandulifera
Lineage: Eukaryota; Viridiplantae; Streptophyta; Magnoliopsida; Ericales; Balsaminaceae
Product: protein HEAT STRESS TOLERANT DWD 1-like
Exons: 12
Coding region: 1-1464 (487 amino acids)
Molecular function (GO): protein binding
Source: RefSeq, a predicted model, not a curated record